AUGGAGGAAGACUGGAGGUACGAAUGGCCAUCCAACACUGGCAGUCUUAUCCAGACCGUGAAGUACAGCUUGCCCGAGGUGACAUGGACCAACUUUUUCGCGAUCUUGGCGUUCUCUUGCAUCGCGACUCGCAUCAUCAGUGGGUUUCGGGGCCGACAGCGUGUCCAAGAUCCCGCGGAACCUCGAGUUUCGCGAUUAGCGCCAUAUUGGUUCCCCUGGUUUGGUCAUAGCCCUUUCUUCGCAUGGAACCAUGCCAGUCUAUUCGAGUCAUUAAGGGACUCGAUGAAUGAGUCUGUAUUUGGCGUCUAUCUGCGUGGCGAGACUCAUAAUACCGUCGUUUCACCAUCAAUGAUCCAAUCUAUCUUGUCUUCGCCUAAUGCAGCGAGUACCCUCGCGCUUGAUCAGGCUUUGAAAAACGUCUUUGGAAAUCGCAGUCUAAUUCAGGCCUUGCAACAGACUUCCAACCGGGAGAUCAGUGACGAUGUUCCUAGUAUGAUUAAGAAAGAAUCAUUUGUGAACGAUGCCUCAACCGCUAUCACCGGGUUAAUUAAACACAACAUUCCAAACCUGGUCACCUUCAGCAAAAGCCUUGUCGACCAAACCCCAUGGGAGCGUGACAGUCUAGUGUCGGUAGCCGAAGAGAACCAAUCUUUGUGCGAGGCGAGCCUAUUCGCCCUUGUACGAAACUUUGUGGGCCACAACAUGUCCACAUUUUUAAUGGGCGAGGCCUUUUUGGAAAACUUCCCGAUGGUUAUCGAAGAUUUGUGGAAACUUGAUACUAGCUUCGUCACGUUGUUCGUUGGAACUUCCCGCGCUUUUCCUUCUCCGCGUGUCUCUGGGGGAUAUUCUACACGCGACAGACUCAUUCACAUCACCUCUGUUUUCCACCGCGCGUUUUGUGCAUUCGAUGAUGGAAUCGAUCCCGGGCUUGAGCUUCGUGACCUCGACGAUGUUUCCGAGCUCGUAAAGCAGAGGAUGCGAACAUUCCGCAAACUCAACCUGACCGCGAAUGCGAGCGCCGCCGGCCACUUGUCUUUGUACUGGGACAUCAUUGAGCACAUAAGCAAGAUCACCUACUGGACUGUCCUUCACAUAUUCGCAGACAGUGCACUCCUGGACGAGAUUCGAAAGGAGUUUGCCCCUUACGUGAAAUCAUCCCGGCCGAGCCGCGAAGAGACAGGAUUCCCAUUCGACGAACCACCGCGUCUCAGCCUUGAUCUCGAAAAUGUCCUCGAGUCAUGUCCAUUGUUCAAGGCAUGCUACUAUGAAACUAUCCGCCUCCACUCUGCUGGCGUCUCUUUCAGAAAGCUAGAAUCGGAUUUGACCUUGACUGAGUCGGCGAAUGAUGCGACUGAGCCUCGCAGCUACAAAAUGCGCAAGGGCGAGAAGGUUAUCAUGCCCCAUGUGGCUUACCAGACCGAUCCACGACGCUUUUCGAAUCCAGAUCAGUAUGAUCCGCUUCGAUUCAUUGUGACAGAUCCCGCAUCCGGGGGAAAGAAGGUCGACGCAAAUAUCCUUGGCCCCAUUGCGGAGGGGCUGUAUGGCUCCAAGGACAACAAAUUCUACGAGGGGUCCAUUCUGGCUUUUACUGCGGGUAUCGUAUCAAUGUGGGAUAUCACAUCGAUGGAUGGUAAGGAUCUCAAAAUUCCAAAUAACUGGCCGACUUGGGGUUCUUCUCAGCCGGCGAGAGAAAUCAGGGUAAACUUGAAACCGACAGUUUAA
Molecule: messenger RNA, 1722 nt
Organism: Penicillium waksmanii
Lineage: Eukaryota; Fungi; Ascomycota; Eurotiomycetes; Eurotiales; Aspergillaceae
Exons: 2
Coding region: 1-1722 (573 amino acids)
Molecular function (GO): oxidoreductase activity, acting on paired donors, with incorporation or reduction of molecular oxygen; iron ion binding; heme binding
Source: RefSeq, a predicted model, not a curated record